Messenger RNA from Aphidius gifuensis, 1285 nucleotides. RefSeq lists its product as uncharacterized. The transcript is spliced from 3 exons. Bases 70 to 1197 code for a protein of 375 amino acids. Gene Ontology annotation, cellular component: SCF ubiquitin ligase complex. Gene Ontology annotation, biological process: SCF-dependent proteasomal ubiquitin-dependent protein catabolic process. NCBI's taxonomy places the organism in Eukaryota, Metazoa, Arthropoda, Insecta, Hymenoptera, Braconidae. The record is from RefSeq and is a predicted model, not a curated record.
CCUGAUCAUUCGUACACCAAAAAUAUAAUAAUUGACCUUGUCAAUGAUGAUUGUCUGGCUGCAAUAUUCAUGUAUGUACCAGCAUGUGAAAGACCAAAAAUUGCAUUAGUAUGUCAAAAAUGGAAAAGAGCCCUUGAUUAUUCUUGGAGUAAUGUCAAAAAACUUGAACUAACUCACUGGGAAUAUGAUGAGUAUCCAACUUUUUUAAAGAAAUAUCCAACACUCGAUGGACAAUUAAGUUUUUUAAAAUCACUGAUAUAUAAAUGUGGUCGUUAUUUAACAAAAUUAGACUUGACAGCUUAUGGUCAUUGUAACAUAGUGCCAGUUAUUAAUGAAUAUUGUCCAAACCUUGUCGAACUUCGAUUGAGAUUCACCCACAUUGACCAUGUGAUAUUAUAUGAUGCAUUUUCACGUCUAUGUAAGCUGAAAGUAUUAGCAAUUAUAUUUCAAAACAUUAAUGAUAAAUUUAUACCUCUUAAUCUAAUCUAUUCAUUAAGAAACGUUGCUGAUACAUUGACUGAUCUGAUUCUGUUAAACUGGAAAAAAAAAGAGCAUGACCACUGUAUUUUAUCAGAAGAAACUGAUUGUGUGGUUCGUGAAUUAAAGGCCCUGAAAAGAGUUGAUAUUAGUGGUAUAAUACCUACCCAAGAUCUUCACAAUUAUCUGUAUCAUGAGAUGUCAGUAUAUGCUAUUCAUGAUGCUUACUUGCACUUAAUUGAGACCGUUCACUUCCAAAAUAUCAAAGAAUUAAAUUUGGUUCAAUUGAAAACUACAGAUGAUGGUCUAUAUACUAUUGCCAAUAGCUUGAAGCAAUUAACAAAGUUACACAUUUGUUGGAAUGAUAUAACUAAUGUUGGUAUUGCAACAAUUUCAAAGAUGAAUUUAGAAGUUCUUUCUUUUAUCGGCUCUAAUAUCACUAUUGAUUCUUCAUCAAUCAUCUUGCUUAAAAACCUCUUGGUAGUAAGUUUUACACACAGCAAUAACAUUACUGACGACUGGGCCAUGAAAAUUCUUAAAAAUUUACCAAAGCUGGAACGGUUUUUUGUUAUGGACACAAGUGUAACUGUUGAAUUUCUGAAAAUAGCAGCAGAAAUAUCAAGCAAUCGAAAAAUUCCUUUGUAUAUAGGUGUUUCAUUUAAGUUUGAUAAAAAAAAAUAUGAAUCACCAUGUUUAACAAUUGAGCAGUAUUGCUUAUAACAGACUAUUAAUAUAGUAUAUAAUGCUAGAUUAAUAAAAAAAAAUAGAUUUCCGAUUUCAAAGUAUAACAUGAAAGUCCGUCAAUUAC